Rhizopus microsporus ATCC 52813 is the source of this 1038-nucleotide messenger RNA. RefSeq lists its product as uncharacterized. Lineage: Eukaryota; Fungi; Mucoromycota; Mucoromycetes; Mucorales; Rhizopodaceae. Gene Ontology annotation, cellular component: cytoplasm; cytosol; eukaryotic 43S preinitiation complex. The transcript is spliced from 5 exons. The record is from RefSeq and is a predicted model, not a curated record. Gene Ontology annotation, molecular function: translation initiation factor activity; metallopeptidase activity; protein binding. Bases 1 to 1038 code for a protein of 345 amino acids.
AUGGCCAGCCUUGAGACCGAACCACUUCAGACCAUUCAAUUGGACGGCUUGGUUGUUUUAAAGAUCAUUAAGCACUGCCGAGAAUCUUAUCCUAAUGAUGUCACUGGUCAACUUCUUGGUUUAGAUGACAAGGGUGUUUUGGAAGUGACCAACUGCUUCCCUUUCCCUUCUGACGGUGAUGAAGAUACAAGUGCACAAUAUCAACUUGACAUGAUGCGCUGUCUUCGUGCUGUUAACGUUGACAAUAAUACCGUAGGCUGGUACCGUUCUGCUCAUUUGGGAAGUUUUGUUGACCUUAGUUUAAUCGAGACCCAAUACAACUAUCAAAACUCGCUCAGUGCUCAGUCAGUUGUGCUUAUUCAUGACGUCUCAAAGAGUGCAGCUCAAGGCAAUUUGAGUAUCAGAGCCUUUAGAUUAACAGAUGCCUUUAUGAAAGCAUAUGAAGCCAAAAAGUUCACAACAGAAAGCCUUGCUCAAGCAAAACUAUCCUUUUCAACUAUUUUUGAAGAAUUGCCUGUCCAAAUUCGUAACUCUCACUAUGUUACUUUAAUGCUUCACAACAUCGAAAUGCCCAAGUUAAAUGCGGAUCGUCUUGGAUAUCUGUCAACCUUUACCUCCAGCAAAAAGACUCAAACUGAAUUGGAAGAAGCACGACCCUUGGCACCCAAUUUCGACGUUCUUGAUUUAGAACUGGAUCCCUUCAUGCAAAAGAAUCUCCAAUACUUGUUGGAUUGUGCAGAACUUCAACAACAAGAACAGUAUAACCAUCAAUACUGGAAGAAGGCAGUUGCCCGUGAACAAGGCAAGAUGCAAGCAUGGUUGACAAAGAGAAAACAGGAAAAUGCUGAGCGUAUAGAAAAGGGUCAACAACCUUUACCUGAAGAUGAGGUCAAUACAUUAUUUAAGCUUCCACCUGAACCAAGCCGUUUGGAUUCAAUGAUCUUGAAUGCACAAAUGCAUAACUUUACUAAACAGCUGAAUCAGUUCGCUGGACCCAGUCUUACUAGAUUGUAUAGUAUACAAGAAUUACAAAAAUAA